Rotaria sordida is the source of this 888-nucleotide messenger RNA. The record is from the annotation of a GenBank genome assembly. Lineage: Eukaryota; Metazoa; Rotifera; Eurotatoria; Philodinida; Philodinidae.
AUGAAUAUUGUCAACGAUCUUCGUGGAAGGAAUCUUUCAAGUCUCUCAUGUCCGUGCUCAAAAGUAGCUAUUCCCUAUUCGCAAAUUUUAUCAAUAAAACCAGAAUAUCAUUCAAUAUGUUCAAGUGAAUAUGUUUCUUUAUCAUACAUCAUUGAUGUAAGAAAAAAAAAGGAUAAUAUAUCAGCAGCAUUAGGUGCUCAUUAUCGUUUACUGUCCUCAUUAUGUCAAUCAUCUCAUCGUUUUAUUGAAAAUGCUAGAGAAGUGUUUGAUACUUUUGAACUAAUCAGCGUAGAAACAUUAACCCGUUCUUCAUUUGAUAUUCAAAUACAAUCGUUAAUUUCAACAUUUAUUUCUCAAAUUCCAGCUAAUUACCGUCGUACUCUUUCAUUUAUUGUCGGUUCAUUUCGUGUUAAUCAAUUAUUACAUCGUUUCAGAACUAAUUGGCUAAUUGAUCUUACUGAUGAAAAUGAACAAUAUAUAUUGAAAACAUUUCCACGCAAUUUUUCAUCAUCGAAUUGUAGUUGUGCAAUCUCAUCAAAUUGUAGUGAACCAUUAACCGGUGAUAUUGUUACUGGUUGUUUUCCAUAUGAUGGAUUUCGUUUGUCGAAAUUUGAAAAUUUUUCAUUACAAAAAUUAAAUGAUGAAUUAUUUGUAGAAACAUGGAAAAAUACAAGUAAUUAUACAAAUUAUUUUGAAACAUGUAGUCCAUUACAAUGUCAAUAUAUAUUACCAGAUAGAAAUAAUCCUGUAAUUAUGUUAACAAAUAUUUUGGGUUUGUAUGGAGGUUUAACAUAUAGUUUACGUUUGAUUAUUGGUGAAUCGUUACUUGCUUAUCGAUGGUGGAUACAACACGUAACGAAAAUACCAGAUAUAAAUGAAAUUAGUUGA